Messenger RNA from Xenopus laevis (African clawed frog), 2582 nucleotides. It is a transcript of the gene ankrd10.L, whose product is annotated as ankyrin repeat domain 10 L homeolog. The transcript has 6 exons. Lineage: Eukaryota; Metazoa; Chordata; Amphibia; Anura; Pipidae. Bases 86 to 1315 code for a protein of 409 amino acids. The record is from RefSeq and is a predicted model, not a curated record.
CAGUAAUGGGCGGCGCCCUGAACGCUCCUGGCUCGCUGAGUGAGUGGGAGAGUGUUAGUGCGCGCGUGUGAAGCAGACUGCAGUCAUGUCGGUGUGCUCGGAAUCCGGCUUCUCCAGCGAGGAGGUGCUCAGUCUGCGUUUCCCUUUACACCGCGCCUGCCGAGAUGGAGACUUGCGCUGCCUCCGCUCACUACUGCAGGGACCACCGGGAAACACCGCGCUGCAGCUCGGCAAGGAGGACUCCUGCUACGGCUGGACCCCCAUACAUUGGGCCGCGCACUUCGGCAAGCUGGACUGUCUUAUUCAGCUGGUUGGAGCCGGAUGUUCAGUGAAUGCCUCUACAACCCGGUUUGCACAAACACCAGCUCAUAUUGCGGCUUUCGGAGGGCAUCCCCAGUGUUUGAUGUGGUUGAUUCAAGCUGGUGCCCAAAUAAACAAACAGGAUUAUGUUGGUGAAACCCCUGUUCAUAAAGCAGCAAGGGCUGGUAGCAUGGACUGCCUAAAGGCCCUAAUAUCCAAUGGAGCGCAAAUAGACAUCAGGAAUGCCAGUGCUUUGACUGCUGCCGACCUUGCACACUCACAAGGGUUCAGAGAUUGUGCCCAGUUCCUCCUAAACUUCCAGAACAGUCAGCUCAACGGUUUCUAUUGUGGCAGCACCUUAAAUGGUGUUCACGAGAGCACCCCAUCUAAUCACCUCAAUGGGAUUGCUAAUCGCAAAAGGUCCUUCAAUGACUUUGAGGCUUCAACUGUCAAGAAACCUAGAACAGAAGUGAAUGGGUUUGUAGCUGCUAAUUUUGAGUUCAGGACUGGAGGCUUGGAGGAAGAUGAUGAGAGCAUGCACGUUGAAACUCACUCAGCGGACAUAACAGAUGUCAACAGUAGCGCACUCUUCAGCACACUUACAAAUGGACAAGCAACCAAUGGGGACACAGCAAAUCUCUGCAAAACUGAAACUAGCCUAGACAAAUUCCUUUCUUCUCCCAAUGGAUUCAGCAGUGUGACUGUAACAAAUGGCAACAGACAACACCUUGACGAACAUGGUAAUCUCACCGAGAACAACGACCAGUUUGUGAAUUCUUCAAUGUGUGGUUCUUUGCAUGCAAAUGGUAGUCCUAGCAGUUGGGUUUCUCAAAGACCAGCCUGGGCUAAUGGUCUGGGGGACAGCUUACAUUAUGGACAUUACCAUGGAUUUGGGGACACUGCUGAAAGCUUGCCUGAUGUCAGCAGCGUAGAAGAACAUUCCAAUAGUGUCAGAGUUGAGUAUAAAUACAACAGCACAUUUAUAAGCACACUCCAUCAGUACCAAGGAGUCUAAGAAACAAUACACACUUAAACUGUUAAACUUUUGUUUUAAAGAAACAUUUCAGUUCUUAUUCCUAAAAACUACAGAAUUCCCUUAAAAUGUAGUUGUUUCGCUAUGACAUUAAGUUGCACCUUGUAAAUUACAGUUCAAAGAAUGAUUCCAUAAUGCAAGUUAUUUUCUCUUGGUAGCAGAUUAGAUAUUUUGCCUCAAAGUAAUUCUGGACAAAAAGUGCAGUCCAGAACAAGAUUGGCAACUCAUUGAUAAGAGUAUUUUGUUUGAAUACGACUUUUGUUUUUUUAAUGCUAUGGAGGUGUUGAUUUAAAAAAAAAAAAAGUGAUAUUCCCAUAAAUAUUUUUGUAGAAACUUGUUUUUCUAAUUUUACAUUUUUCUCUACCAUAGUCACUUGCAUUAGUUCAGCUUUUCCAUGUUGUAUGCACAGUUUUCAUACAUCAUGGGCACCUGCAUUUCAUUCUUUUUUUGAGAUGGUAAUUAAGGCAAAUGAGAAUAUAUAUAAAUAUUUGGGGUUUUUUGGUGGAGGUUGCUGGUUAGCUUCCUAAAGUAAGAUUCAUUUUUUGUUUUGAAAACAUGUAAAUUUAUAAAGACACACCAUGUAAGUAAACUUCACUUGGUUGUUUAAGAUCGGAAUGGGUAUUUCCUUUUUUAUUGUAAUCUUGCAAGCAUAGGUAAAUAGGCUUCCAUUUAGAAUAUCCACCCCAUUCUAGAUAUAAUGGUUUUGUUCUUGGCAGUAACAUUGUACUUGCUAUAAACAUCCUCAUUUAAUGUUCCAUUUUCUUUACUCCUUUUUGAUGUGGUAGUUGUUUUGCUGCCUUUCACUCGUAUAGUGUAGAUUUUCUAAUACAGCGAUUUGUCUUUUUGUAUAAAUCUUGUUUAUGCUUUUUUUUUUUUUUUUGUAUGUAUGUUCAUAGUGCUAUUUUGCAACUGACUGCCCACAUAUUCAGUCAGGAUUUACUUUUGCACAUCAUUGACAAAAAUAGUUUAUAUAUAGUUUUCCUAAACAAUUUAAAAAUCAAACUUUUGCUAUCUGAUGAUUUUUGUAAAUUUUUCAGAAAAGAAAAAAAAGCUUUAACCUAAUGUGUAUACACCAUUCUACUGCAUUUAUGUUUUUUCUUGGAACAGCUUGUCACAAGUGCUUUCUUUUUGUAGAACAUUGGCAUAAUCAUUUCUGUAAUAUAAAUUGUUCAGGCUUUUUUUUCUUGUAUUUUGCAAAUGGAAAGCAGGACCCUAAUAUUUUGAAUAAAAUACUAGUUAUUGCACCAGC